CUGGAAUCACACGGACACGGUCAAUCAAAACAUGACUGUUCAUCUUCGAAAGAAAAAAGAAGAGACAAAGGCCCUUAAGGACGAAUCGGAAGAAAAGAAACGAAGAGCAAAAGAGCCGCAAAAUAAAUAAUAAGAAGAGGAGAAAGAGUAGGAGAUGAGGAGGGAGAGAAAAAGAAGAAGAGAUCCGUAAGAUUUUGGCCGGCACUGCUGCAGUUGAUCUCUUUCCUCGAUGUCUAUCGUCUCUGUAGCGUCCGCUCAGACGUGUUGCCGCCGCUGCAAUAAUCGUCAGUGCCGCGCGACCACACGCCAUCCUCAUCUUAUUAAGUUUCCGCGAGCAAGCCUUGUCCCGUAAAUUGCUCCACCCAGUCCCCUAUCGUAUGGCUGGAUGUGUUUAUUGACUGAAAGGCAGAGGUAAUACGGAGUAAUAUGAUAGGGGUAAAUUGGGAAGGCACGGAAAAAUAAGUCCUAUUUAGAAGUUAAAAAGCUUGGACUCCUAUUUAGUUACAUUAAGUUUUUUUAGUCCUAUUUGACACCAUUUCUCAUAAAAGUAUGGUACUUUAAGGGUACCAUAAAAUCUACCUUUAAAAAAUAGGGUACAGUACCUAUCAUUCACUUGAUUGGUCCAAAUCAUUAUAUCAUUUUUAAUUUAGAUUUAAAUAAUUCAACUGCAACAUUUUGAUUGAUCCAUGUGGACGAAGGUAUGGUACCUUAUGGUAGGGGUGGGCAUAAAUAUCCGUAACCGAUUAACCGUACUAAAAUACCGUAAAACCGGUGUUUUCUCGGUUAACCGUACCGUGUUUUAGAAAAUUUUGCGGUACGGUUAACCAACCGAAAGAGAAAGCGGUACAUGGGAUGGUUACGGUUUUGAAAUAUUUCUACCAUCGGUUAACCAGUAAUCCACCGUUAACAUAUUAUUACUAGUAAACACAUGUCAUAGUAAACAUGUUGCGUGUGUAUUGUCUCGUACUGGAAACAUUUAGUGUACUGAGUUUUAUACUCUGUAUGUCGUAUAAUUAGGAUAUAUACGUAUACAUUUGUAUUAUUAUUAUUAUUAUUGCAUUAUUACACACCACUGCAAUUGCACCCACUUGUCAUUCCCAUGCAAAUCCAUUCAUGAUUUACUCGUAUUUUACAUCCUUGUUUCUCACAUAUGUAAGGUACAGAGCAUAUACACGUGUGCCAAACACUCAUGUUGCCUUUAUUAGAAACACAAUGUGCUUCAUAGUUCAUAUUCAAUAUAGAAACCAAUUUCAUACAAGAAACGAAUACUCAUACUCGUAUAAGCUUAAGGUCGUAAAUUGAAUGAGCAAAUGGUUUUUCGGUUAACCAAUUAAUGGUUAACCUAUAUUACGGUUUAAUGUUCUACGGUUAACCGAUGUUAUGGUACGGUUAAUGAUAUUAUAAACAUUCUAACCGAAAGCACGGUUAACCAAAGAUUGGUUAACCGAAAUGCGGUUAACCAACCGUGCACACUCCUACCUUAUGGGUACCAUAGAAUAUACCAUAUUUAUUUCAUUUGGGAUCCCCUUCAUAACAAUUUUGUUGGCCUUCAACAUAUUUCUGAUCGAUGAGCAUUUUUGUCUUUUCAUACGAGGUUGGAGGUACAAAUACAAUGUUUUUUAAAAAUAAUAUGCAAAGUCUAAUUUGGACAAUAAAAUGGGUGCAAACUCAAAUUACCCUUUUAUGAAACUUAUAAAAUUUAUACGUUACUAUAAUAUUUUAAGAACAGGGCAAAAGUAUUAUUUAUCUAUGGCUUUGUAAAAUGCAAAGUGACUAGUUUUCUUUUUCCUUUCCAAAAAAUAUGACUAGUUUUUGUUUAAUGUUUAAUCCAAACUUUUUCAUAUUGCAAUUUACAUCCAAUCUCUGCCCCAGCCUCCACCCUACACCCGCUCAGUCGCUUUCGGAAACUGCCAUUGGAGGAGACUACCCUGAAAUAGUCAUCAGAAAAGUACAAUGAUAUUUUUUUUUUUUUUUAAGAAAAUCAUUGAUAAUACAAAAAAUAUGGUAACCAAACAGUCACUCAAAUAAAGAGAAAAGUGCCAAAUAAGUUCAUACUAUGUAUGGAAAGCCAAUUAAGCCCCCGUAAAUUAUGCCCUCCUAUUAUGUAAAUUUCGCCAAAUCCGACAUUUGGCAAGUUACCUACUCAUGCGGCGCACACGUGGCGAGCUAGGUAUCCCGUUUUUUCUUUUAGUUCUUUGUCUUUCUUUCUUUCCUUCUUUCUUUCUUUCUUUCUUUCGCAGAGUCGCGGGCCUUCUUCCUCGUUUGAAGACCGGUAAUUCUUCCAUGGAGGCUCAAAUUGGUUCCCAAAUCACCCAGCUCCUUUAGUAGGUCAAACUGAAAAUCGGCAGCGCACCUGAAGAGGCAAUGUGGGAUGCAGCUAGAUAGGCGACGGGAAGUCAUGUCGUCAUCCCAGAUUAGGGCUUUUAAUGAACCGAGCUUUUAUCGAAAUAUUCUAGUUCAAGCUCGGUUUUGAACCUAACAAGCCGAGCUUAACGAACUUUCAAAGUCAAACCCGAGCUGAAUUUUAAGUUCAAAAAAUUCAUCGAGCUGAGCUCGAACAUAGUAGUAUUCGGCUCGGUUCGAGCUCGAGUCUAUCGAACACCCUGAAAUUACAAAUAUAGUUUAUAUAUAGGUCAAAAUUUAAAUAUAGUUAGUAUGACUUAAUGAAUUUAAAUAUGAUUACUAACAAACCGAAUACUUGUUGAAAAAUUCGAGCACAAGCCUAUUAACGAGAAUCACCUCAAAUUUUAUAUUUGAGCAUAUUUAUUGAGCUUAUCGAGCUUCGGUUUGAACAUCGAACGCCUAUCGAGCCGAACAUGAGCCUCAUUUGUAAAGCUCGUCGAGCUUCAAGCUCGUAGUAGACUCGGUUCAGCGGGGUUUUGACCUUCCAUAAAUCGCAGAGUGCCAUCCAGAUCUCCUCCAUCUCCAGGCUGUUUGACAUCUGGGCACAAGGAAAGAAGAAAAGAGGGUACGGGAAAAGAUGCUCGACCUCAGUAAAAUCAGAAGACGAGGACGACAAUUGGGAGUUCCUCUGGCGGCUAUUCAUGGUGCAAACUUCAUGUAAACCUAAUGCCUUCAAGAUGCCCCUUCUGCCUUUUGCCACCACUAAUCAUCUAUUUUUCCAGUGCUCCCUCGUCAAACCAGCUUAGGACUAUUUGAUGAAUUGAUGGGUAUCUUCCUCAUUCCUAUUCCCAACGCUGAUUUUUUGUGUAGGGAGGCCUGUUCUUCCAGGUGGUUUGCAGGAGGGUCAACUAACAUGGAGGACAUCUUCAAGCACGUUCUCCCAGGGCUCAUAAUUUGGCACACUUGGAAAUUUUAUGCGGCCUUCACUUGGGACAACUGCUCGGUCCCGGGUCCCCUUGCCACAGAAUUUUCGUAAAAUCAAAGCCUAUCUUAUUAACUGGUCAAAUGGUCUUAUUAUCUCCAAGAAGUCUAGACCUACAGAGCUUCUUUUUAAGGAACGUCUCAUCCCCAAGACCAUGGCCAUCAAACAUAGAUUAAUCUCAGUUCAAUGGGAAAAGCCAAGAAAUUGCACCAAACUCAACAUGUACGUGGCACGCUUACCUGCCAAAUCAUCCGGUGAAGCAAUUAUGCGUAACUCAGAAGGCAAAUUUAGAGUGUUUCUCCUUCAAUGCUUCCUCAGUUUUAGAAGCCGGACUCAAAGCUACCCAUAUCGUGGUUGAAUGGGCCACUCAAGCUGGAUACUUCAGUUUCACAGUUGAAUAUCAACCCUAGCCGUGAUUUCCCUCUUAUCCUCCCCCAAACAACUCGUGACCGGACAGACUCAUAACGAUCAUCUAAAUUUUUUUUGCAAACACCCAAACAACAACACUCCUUUCGCCACUGCUACAGGGAAGCCAACUCGGUCUCUCAUCUAUUAGCACAUAGCCCAGAGUUAAAUGGCAACCAGAAGACUCCUAUUGCUCUAGGAGCCUACUUCUUCGAUCUAUGCCCUCUGUGGGAGGUUCCUAACACUCAAGCGAUGCUCUAGACUGUGUUUCCAGGGUAUUUCAUUUUAAUAAAAUUUGUCCCUGGGUUCUACCCUUGAUUGUAUGCAUUUCUUAUGAGGUCUUGG
Cuscuta europaea is the source of this 4075-nucleotide messenger RNA. The record is from the annotation of a GenBank genome assembly. Lineage: Eukaryota; Viridiplantae; Streptophyta; Magnoliopsida; Solanales; Convolvulaceae.